AAAUAGAGGUGCGAAAGAAGCGGUUCGAAUCAUUCUUUGUUCGUUAAGCUACCUAGCGGCUUGGUGCGAACUCGUGAAUUUUCUCGCUUUCUACGAUCAGUAAUUCAGUAUUUUAAUUUAUAUUUUUAUUUACUUGAAUCUUUCUACAAUCAAUCAAAAUGCGUGAAUGUAUCUCAAUCCACGUCGGUCAAGCCGGAGUCCAGAUCGGUAACGCCUGUUGGGAAUUGUAUUGCUUGGAACAUGGUAUCCAACCUGACGGUCAGAUGCCAUCUGACAAAACUAUCGGAUCUGGAGACGAUAGCUUCAAUACUUUCUUCAGCGAAACUGGCGCCGGAAAACACGUUCCUCGCGCAGUCUUCGUCGACUUGGAACCAACUGUCGUCGAUGAAGUUCGAACUGGAACUUACAGACAGCUGUUCCAUCCCGAACAACUGAUCACCGGCAAAGAAGAUGCUGCUAAUAAUUAUGCCAGAGGACAUUACACGAUCGGCAAAGAAAUCGUAGAUUUGGUAUUGGAUAGAAUUAGAAAAUUGGCCGACCAGUGUACCGGUUUACAAGGAUUUUUGAUUUUCCAUUCCUUCGGUGGUGGUACCGGCUCCGGUUUUACUUCUUUAUUGAUGGAACGGUUAUCUGUGGACUACGGAAAAAAGAGCAAAUUGGAAUUCGCCAUCUACCCUGCCCCACAAGUUUCUACCGCCGUCGUUGAGCCAUACAAUUCUAUUCUCACCACUCACACCACCUUGGAACAUUCUGAUUGCGCAUUCAUGGUCGAUAACGAAGCUAUUUAUGAUAUUUGCCGACGUAAUCUGGAUAUCGAAAGGCCCACCUAUACCAACUUGAACAGACUCAUUGGCCAGAUCGUUUCUUCCAUCACCGCUUCGCUUAGAUUCGAUGGUGCUUUGAAUGUAGAUUUGACGGAAUUCCAAACCAACUUGGUGCCUUAUCCUCGUAUUCACUUCCCGUUGGUCACCUACGCUCCGGUCAUCAGCGCCGAAAAGGCCUAUCACGAACAAUUAUCUGUUGCUGAAAUUACGAACGCUUGCUUCGAACCCGCAAAUCAAAUGGUGAAAUGUGAUCCUCGUCAUGGAAAAUACAUGGCCUGUUGUAUGUUAUACCGAGGAGAUGUCGUUCCUAAGGAUGUUAACGCCGCUAUUGCUACCAUUAAAACCAAAAGAACUAUUCAAUUCGUAGAUUGGUGUCCGACUGGUUUCAAAGUUGGUAUUAAUUAUCAACCACCAACUGUUGUUCCUGGAGGUGAUUUGGCUAAAGUACAAAGAGCCGUCUGUAUGUUAUCCAACACUACUGCUAUUGCCGAAGCCUGGGCCAGAUUAGACCACAAAUUCGACUUGAUGUAUGCUAAAAGAGCUUUCGUGCAUUGGUAUGUCGGCGAAGGUAUGGAAGAAGGAGAAUUCUCUGAAGCUCGUGAGGAUCUGGCUGCUCUUGAAAAAGAUUACGAAGAAGUUGGUAUGGAUUCAGUUGAAGGAGAAGGCGAAGGUGCUGAAGAGUACUAAAAUAUUUUCGCUUAAAAUGUCCUAUUGAUCAAAUAAAGUACAUUCUGCAUUGA
Molecule: messenger RNA, 1564 nt
Organism: Planococcus citri (citrus mealybug)
Lineage: Eukaryota; Metazoa; Arthropoda; Insecta; Hemiptera; Pseudococcidae
Product: tubulin alpha-1 chain
Exons: 4
Coding region: 159-1511 (450 amino acids)
Biological process (GO): microtubule cytoskeleton organization; mitotic cell cycle
Cellular component (GO): microtubule; cytoplasm
Molecular function (GO): GTP binding; structural constituent of cytoskeleton
Source: RefSeq, a predicted model, not a curated record